Molecule: messenger RNA, 3892 nt
Organism: Pseudoliparis swirei
Lineage: Eukaryota; Metazoa; Chordata; Actinopteri; Perciformes; Liparidae
Gene: mgat1b
Product: alpha-1,3-mannosyl-glycoprotein 2-beta-N-acetylglucosaminyltransferase b
Exons: 3
Coding region: 972-2543 (523 amino acids)
Biological process (GO): termination of RNA polymerase I transcription; DNA-templated transcription; protein N-linked glycosylation
Cellular component (GO): Golgi apparatus; RNA polymerase I complex
Molecular function (GO): zinc ion binding; DNA-directed RNA polymerase activity; nucleic acid binding
Source: RefSeq, a predicted model, not a curated record
CUAGAAGGCUGGGAGGCUAGGAGGCUGGCUACAUGUACCUACACAUCUGGGCAGUUCAAGGCUUCAGUACUAAUAUAUAUUCCAUAUAUAUUCUAUAGUUUCCAAAGUCUUUUGCAACAAUACCUUAUUUGGUCAUCUGGAUUCCACAUCCUGCUGAAUCAAUGUGUAGAUAUGCUGUUAACAGCAUUUAAAAGCCUUUAUUUGUGAAUUCUGCUGUUACUCGAGUCCUCGGCAUGCAGGGAUCUCCUUCAAUGGAGAACAGUGAAUCAUCACGAGCACAAUCCGACCCUUUGGGGGGAAAUGUAAAUGGAUUUCCUUUUUACAAGAAUCCUCAUGAUCAGCCAAAGGUCUCUUUGUUCACACAUUGUUGCUUGAAAGACUCGCAUGGAGAUGAGCAUGACAUCCUGUUUGCCUACUGAGCAUGCCGGAUACAGUGCUCAGUCAGCAGAUUGAGCUUCUAGGAACAUCUCGUGACCCCCUGAUGAGGACUGCACACGCUGGUCUGUGAUCCAGUCGAUGUGGGCUCCAAAAACAGGAAGCGCUACAGCGGCCAUUUGAGCUUCAACAGCCCCACGAUGAAUCUGUGUCAAAGGAUGAUGGCUGAAGGGUAAUAUCCAAGAAGUCACAUUCCCUCAACCCAAAGUGACCCCACUUCCCCCUUUUUCACAUUCAUCUGCACUUUUGCACCCCCCCCCCCCGCCUGACUGCGUGUCCUAUCUCAGCCCUUUUCCAAAAGGGAUGUUAAUGGAAUGUGUGCAUUCCACAGUAGGAUCACGUGAAUUCAUUUUGAAUUGGACAAUUCUCCUCAUGACGCCUGACCAAAAAACAGGAUGACUCUCAAAUUUGAAAAGAUAACAAUGUGAUCGGAUAUCAACUUGUGGCCCAUCUGAGAGCUCAGUCUGUAGGAGUCCAUCUCUUGUUCCCUACCUGCAGCCUUUUCCACAUCCCACCCCUUCACGUGUCAGUGGGCCAUGGUUCGCAAGAAAGGUUCUCUUAUACUAUGCGGUGCUUUCCUGUUUGUUGCCUGGAAUGCUUUGCUUCUACUUUAUCUUUGGGGUCGUCCUCCCAUCGGCCGCCUCGGGGAAGGUGUCGGAGCCGAACCGGGAGGAAAGGAAGAGUGGGGCGUGGACGGAGGGAAAGGAGACCCGGUCAACCUGGCCGCGGAGGUGAUCCGGCUGGCCGAGGAGGUCGAGGUUCAACUCGAGACCCAGAAAGAGCUCCUCAAGCAGAUCGAGAGUCACAGGGCCGCGUGGGCUCGGCAGAAAGACGUCGGGAAAAGAGAUGCUGGCGAUACAAAGGAAGUCAAGCGGCAGGUUGACCACCAGCCACUCCAGUCGGCACCCCCUCCAAAAGACGGUGAGGAUGAACGGGACCAUCCCCACGUCAAACGUACACAAACGGCUGUUUACACGGUAGCUCCUGAAGCUAAGCUGGGCCGGCGCCAGGCCGUCCACCUGAAGGACGACGUCGGGGAGAGCGACACACUGGCCGCUCCCGCUGCCGGCCCACAGGUCGUCAUUCCCAUUCUCGUCAUUGCGUGUGACAGAGUGACGGUGAAACGGAGCCUUGACCGGCUGAUACAGUACCGCCCCUCUCCGGCACUGCAUCCCAUCAUUGUGAGCCAGGACUGCGGCCACGCCGAGACGGCCCGGGUGAUCGGCUCAUACGGAGAUCAGGUGACGCACAUCAGCCAACCGGACCUGUCGGACGUCAGGGUCCGACCGGAGCACAGGAAGUUCCAGGGCUACUACAAAAUAGCCCGACAUUACCACUGGGCGCUGAACCAGGUGUUCAACACGUUCUCCCAGUCGACUGUGGUCAUAGUGGAAGACGACCUGGAGGUGGCCCCGGACUUCUUUGAGUAUUUCCGAGCCCUGUACCCCGUCCUGCGCGCCGACCCCUCCCUGUGGUGCGUGUCCGCGUGGAACGAUAACGGCAGAGACGCCGUGGUGGACCCGUCCAAAGUGGGGCGGCUCUACAGAACCGACUUCUUCCCCGGCCUGGGCUGGAUGCUGCUGAAGGACAUGUGGGAGGAACUGCAGCCCAAAUGGCCCUCUGCAUUCUGGGACGACUGGAUGCGCCAACCGGAGCAGCGCAAGGACCGCUCCUGCAUCCGACCCGAGAUCUCCCGGACGAUCACCUUUGGCCGGAAAGGCGUCAGUUUGGGUCAAUUCUUCGACCAGUACCUCCGCUACAUUAAGCUCAACACUGAAUUUGUGCCUUUUACCAAACAGGAUUUGUCUUAUUUGCUAAAAGAGAAGUACGAUGAAAGGUUUAUAAAAGAGAUGUACAGUGCCCCGCUGGUGAAAUUUGAGGAUCUGCAACCAGGGGGCAGCUUACGAGGCCCUGGGCCGUACCGGGUGCAGUACUCGACCCGCGACGGCUUUAAAGUCUUUGCUCGGAAUCUGGGCGUGAUGGACGACUUGAAGUCUGGAGUUCCUCGUACAGGUUACAGGGGCGUCGUGGACUUCCUGUACCGGGGUCGAAGGGUCUUCUUGGCUCCACCAGAGGGCUGGAGCCACUAUGACGUCAGCUGGAGCUGAGAGGCGGUCCAGACCACGACGGGGAGAGAGCCUCUCAGACGCAUGAAGGGCCGAAGCAGCACCGACUGGGGGAGAUCCAGAGUUGACCCGGCCUGUUACAGAAUCCUGACUCCGGAUCAGCCGGUUCAACUGCCACACACACACCUCACGAAGAGAAUCCACCUGAAACAGCACUUUGAGCCUUCUUCAGGGCCCGAUGCAAACCGAACGUCAGGCCACACGAGGGCUCAUCUCGAGAACCCGUCUUCAUCCAGCACGAUGGCAGCUGUUGGAAUUGAUCCAACUCUUCAAGCCCGUGGACCAAUGCGAGGCCUCCAGCGUUUUAGAGGGCGCAUGAAGGCACCACGUCAUUCACGAUUAAAGACAUUUCACCAGAACUUUAACCAAUGAGAUUGCAAUUCGCUCUUUUUAAAGGAGUCCUUGAAGGAAACCAGCAAACCAAGUCAAAACCAACCUCAUCCAGGGAGAAGGAAGAAGCAGAGGCCUCAUCUGGAACAGCCCUGAUCCAGGACCAAGGGCUCCAUCUAUUGAAGUGGAACAAACCAUGUGGGCUCAGUCCCUCAUGAGCAGGAGACGGUGUAGCUCCUCUUCACAUGGCCGGUAUUGUUCCUGGUCAAAGUUCGUCGUUAUUUCACUAAGAUGACCUUCCGUCAGCUGAUUUAGGAUCGGUAACACAUUAAUGAGCUGCUUUAUUGACCGAGUGUGUGUCGGAGGAGGUUUGUCGUAGCUCUUCACAGGAAGGGGCGUCGCUUUGACCACAACUGUUCCUCUUUGGAAGCAGAGCAAAGAAUGAGAGCAAAGUCGUCAACCUGAGUGAGUUCAGGACGUAGCAGACGUAUCGGGGUGUGGGCGGAUCAAUAGUGUAAUCACAGGUGCUGCUGGUCUGGGAUCAGCUCAUGAACACAGGAGGAGAGUCCUUCAUGGUGGAGCUCCUGCUCAAGCUGGUCUUGGAAGGCCCGGUAUUCUUUUGUUGGUCAUGUCUGUAUUUAAUGUUUCUGGAGGUUGAAGAUAAUCCCCUUCCACUCCGAGGGGUUGAAGAAGAACACGGUGAACAUGAAGAAGGAACUUUAAUGCUAAGGUGAAUUGUCUUGAACUUGACGUUCUAACAAGUUUGCCAAGCUGCAAAUGAAGUGAUGAGUGACAUGUGACUGGUGACCCUGACAUCCUGACACGGUGACAUGACAUGCAACCCAUGUGUGGUCCUGUUGUGAAAGACCACGAUGCUCCACACGCUGAAGAGGGUUACCGCUGUCCUGUAACGAGUCUGUGGUGACGUAGAACCACUGCCUGAUGUGUUUAGAACUUUAAUACGAUAUAAAUAAAAUCAACUAUUUUGCUAUUUGCCCACA